Messenger RNA from Morus notabilis, 4639 nucleotides. Its product is annotated as pleiotropic drug resistance protein 2. The record is from RefSeq and is a predicted model, not a curated record. The transcript is spliced from 20 exons. NCBI's taxonomy places the organism in Eukaryota, Viridiplantae, Streptophyta, Magnoliopsida, Rosales, Moraceae. Gene Ontology annotation, molecular function: ABC-type transporter activity; ATP binding; ATP hydrolysis activity. Gene Ontology annotation, cellular component: membrane. Bases 56 to 4465 code for a protein of 1469 amino acids.
UCGAAAACUCCUCUACUAGUACCACAUGCACUAGCCACCUCUCCUUCAUGCAUUAAUGGCUGAUCACGACCACGACCAGGACCACGAUCACGAUCUCUCCUCCGUUCUUCACUCCACAAGCAGCCGCCGGAGCUGCCGGAGCUUGCCUUCCUCUAUAGUCUCCGGCGGCAGCUUUCGGGAGCUAUGGACCGCGCCUUCCGACGUGUUCAGCCAGAGCGCACGGCGCGACUACGACGACGAGGACCGGCUCCGCUGGGCGGCAAUCGAGCGGCUUCCGACGUUCGAGCGGUUAAGGAAAGGGAUGGUCACGCAGGUUGUCGACGGCGGUCGAGUAGUUCGCAGCGAGAUCGAUGUCUCGAAGCUCCGGACGACGGAGAAGAAGAUGAUCAUCGACAGUUUUCUCAAGCUCGUUGAAGAAGAUAACGAGAAGUUUCUUCUCAAACUUAGGGAGAGAACUAAUAGAGCGGGAAUUGAGAUUCCGAAGAUCGAAAUUCGGUAUGAGAGUUUGUGUGUUGAAGGAGACGCAUAUGUUGGGAGCAGAGCACUUCCUACUCUGCUUAAUGUUACUUUGAACACCAUUGAGAGUAUUCUGGGGUUGGUUCGGCUUACUCCAUCAAAGAAGAGAAAAAUCCAGAUACUUCAAAAUGUCAGCGGAGUUGUCAAACCCUCUAGGAUGACGUUACUUCUGGGCCCUCCAUCUGCAGGGAAAACAACCUUGCUUUUGGCACUUGCAGGAAAGCUUGAUCAUGAUUUAAGGGUAUCUGGGAAAGUGACUUAUUGUGGUCAUGAACUGAAUGAAUUUGUUCCUCAAAGAACAUGUGCUUAUGUUAGUCAGCAUGAUCUGCACUAUGGAGAGAUGACAGUGAGAGAGACGUUGGAUUUCUCGGGACGUUGUUUAGGCGUCGGCACUAAGUACGAAACCUUAGCCGAGCUCUCGAGAAGAGAGAAAGAAACAGGAAUUAAGCCAGACCCUGAGAUUGAUGCAUUCAUGAAGGCUGCGGCAAUGUCAGGCCAAGAAACUAGUGUGAUCACUGAUUAUGUUCUCAAGAUACUUGGAUUGGAUAUUUGCGCGGACAUUUUGGUUGGUGAUGAGAUGAGAAGGGGUAUUUCUGGUGGGCAGAAAAAACGUUUGACAAUAGGGGAGAUGUUGGUAGGACCAGCUAAGGUUCUUUUAAUGGAUGAAAUAUCGAACGGAUUGGACAGUGCCACCACUUUUCAGAUUUGCAACUACAUGAGACAAAUGACUCACAUUUCAGACGUCACAAUGGUUGUCUCUCUGCUACAGCCAGCACCAGAGACAUACGAGCUUUUCGACGACAUUAUCCUACUUUCAGAAGGCCAGAUUGUGUACCAAGGUCCGCGAGAGAAUGUACUCGAGUUUUUCGAGUACAUGGGCUUCAAAUGUCCAGAGAGGAAAGGAGUUGCCGACUUUCUUCAAGAAGUAACUUCCAAGAAAGACCAAGAACAAUAUUGGUCCAAGAAGGACCAGCCUUACACAUACAUUUCAGUUCCCGAAUUUGUCAAUGGCUUCAAGUCUUUCCACAUUGGCCAAAGACUUGACACCGAUCUUAAGAUUCCGUACGACAAAUCCAGUGUCCACCCAUCUGCAUUGGUGAAGAACAAGUAUGGAAUUUCGAAUACGGAGCUGUUGAAAGCAUGCUUUUCAAGGGAGUGGCUGCUGAUGAAGCGCAAUUCUUUUGUCUAUGUCUUCAAGAGUACUCAAAUAAUAAUCAUGUCGAUAAUCACCUUCACUGUGUUCCUUAGGACGGAAAUGCAAGUGGGCACUUUGCAAGAUGGAGGCAAAUUUUAUGGAGCACUCUUUUUCGGUGUGAUUAAUGUUAUGUUCAAUGGGAUGGCAGAAAUGGCACUGACAGUUUUCAAGCUUCCUGUGUUCUAUAAACAGAGGGAUUUCCUGUUUUUUCCUGCUUGGGCUUUUGGCUUACCUGUUUGUAUUCUGAAAAUUCCCCUAUCCUUUUUGGAAUCAGGGAUAUGGGUUAUUCUAACAUACUACACAAUUGGCUUUGCUCCGGCUGCUAGCAGAUUUUUCAAACAAUUCUUGGCUUUCUUUGGCUUGCAUCAGAUGGCUCUGUCCUACUUCCGGCUUAUAGCUGCACUAGGAAGAACACUAGUCCUCGCUAAUAUGUUGGGUACCUUUGCCAUGUUGAUGGUUUUUGUGCUAGGGGGAUUUGUAAUUUCCAAAAAUGACCUUGAGAAAUGGAUGUUAUGGGGAUACUAUGCUUCUCCUAUGAUGUACGCACAGAAUGCAAUAUUCAUGAAUGAAUUCCUUGAUAAAAGAUGGAAUACGCCAAUUUCUUUUUUCGAAGUUAACGGACCUACAGUCGGGAAAGUCCUCCUUGAGUCUAGAGGGUACUUCACUCAUGAAUAUUGGUAUUGGAUUUGUAUCGGGGCACUUUUCGGGUUUUCUCUUCUCUUCAACAUUUUGUUUAUUGCAGCAUUGGCCUAUAUGAACCCUAUUGGAGAUUCCAAAGCUGUCAUUCUAGAUGAAGUAAGUGAAGAAGCGAAAGAGAAGCCAUCGUCCAGCGAACAAACAUUUGAAGGUAUUGAUAUGCUAGUGAAAGGUUCUUCAGAGAAUAAUAGAUCUUCUGAGCAUGCACCAAGAAGAGGAAUGGUUUUGCCCUUUGAACCUCUUUCACUUGCAUUUAACCAUGUGAACUACUACGUGGAUAUGCCUUCUGAAAUGAAGAGACGUGGAAUAGAAGAAGACCGCCUUCAACUGCUACGUGAUGUCAGCGGUAGUUUCAGACCAGGGAUAUUGACAGCAUUAGUCGGUGUCACUGGUGCUGGGAAGACAACACUUAUGGAUGUCUUGGCAGGAAGAAAGACCGGCGGUUAUAUCGAGGGAAGCAUUACCGUCUCUGGCUAUCCAAAGAACCAAACAACAUUUACUAGGGUCAGUGGCUAUUGUGAGCAAAAUGACAUUCAUUCACCAAAUGUCACUGUCUAUGAAUCCCUUCUCUAUUCGGCAUGGCUUCGGCUUUCUUCGGAUGUGAAGACAAAAACGCGAAAGAUGUUUGUUGAAGAAGUCAUGAAACUUGUUGAACUAAACCCAAUUAGAGAUGCUCUAGUGGGGCUUCCAGGUGUAGAUGGUCUUUCAACAGAACAAAGGAAAAGACUAACAAUAGCUGUGGAGUUAGUUGCUAAUCCAUCGAUCAUCUUCAUGGAUGAACCAACAUCCGGUCUCGAUGCCAGAGCUGCUGCCAUUGUCAUGCGUACCGUGAGAAACACCGUUGAUACGGGAAGAACCGUUGUGUGCACAAUUCACCAGCCAAGCAUUGAUAUUUUUGAAGCUUUUGAUGAGUUGAUACUAAUGAAACUAGGUGGACAAUUGGUUUAUGCCGGACCUCUUGGUCACAAUUCGCACAAGCUCACAGAAUACUUGGAAGGAAUUCCAGGAGUUCCUAAGAUUAAGGAUGGUUACAAUCCUGCAACAUGGAUGCUUGAGGUCACUGCUCCUUCAGUUGAGGCUCAACUUGGUGUCGAUUUUGCAGAAAUUUAUACCAAGUCUUCUCUUUACCAGAAGAAUCAGGAGCUUAUCAAAGAGCUCAGUACUCCGGCACCGGAGACCACGGACCUGUUCUUUCCUACCAAGUACUCCCAACCAUUUCUCGUCCAGUGCAAAGCUUGUUUCUGGAAACAGCAUUGGUCUUACUGGAGAAACCCUAAAUACAAUGGCGUCCGGUUCUUCAUAACCAUAAUCAUUGCUGUGCUAUUUGGUCUUAUCUACUGGAACAAGGGACAAAAAACGGGCACAGUACGAGAGCUGAUGAAUCUUUUGGGAGCCAUUUUUACUGCUGUGUUCUUCCUUGGAGCCAGCAAUGGCUCUGCAGUGCAGCCUAUUGUGGACAUCGAGAGAACGGUUUUCUACCGCGAGAGAGCCGCGGGAAUGUAUUCAACACUGCCUUAUGCAUGUGCUCAGGUGGCCAUAGAGAUAGUCUAUUCAGCAACUCAAUGCUUGGUUUACACUAUUAUCCUCUACUCUAUGAUUGGAUUUGAGUGGAACAUAGGGAAAAUAUUCUGGUUCUACUAUUAUGUUUUAAUGUGCCUAGUCUACUUCACAGCUUAUGGGAUGAUGGGAGUGGCAUUGACUCCCGGCCACCAAAUUGGUGCCAUUUUCAUGUACUUCUUUUGCUGCUUCUGGGUCUUGUUCUGUGGUUUUAUUCUCCCUAGAGAGCAAAUUCCAAUCUGGUGGAGAUGGUACUACUGGGCUUCUCCUGUGUCUUGGACAAUACAUGGCGUAGUGGCAUCUCAACUGGGUGACAAACAUACUAAUGUGGAGAUACCUGGGCUUGGCACUAGUAUUCCAUUGAACAAGUUUAUCAAGGAACAAUUGAAUUUUGACUAUGACUUCCUUCCUAUAGUGGCUUUGGUAAAUAUUGGUUGGGUCUUGCUCUUCCUCUUUGUCUUUGCUUACGGCAUCAAGUUCUUCAACUUCCAGAAGAGAUAGCCUAACUUCUCACCUUUCCAAUGUGCAAUUGAUCAAUAAUGUGGGAAACAAAGAGUUUCCUUGUUUAAUAAUAUUUUCAUUGUGUCCUAAAUUAUUGUAUUGGUAUUCUCAGUCUUGUACACCAACAAAAUGCUACUUGUUGAUUUGUGAUAAGAUUCACUUUGUCAUAAGUUU